CUUUCGCUGAACGUCGCCGAAGUAACUCAGCUUCUGUCUUUGGCGGCUGCUGCGACCCAAUCAGGCUCGUUUCGUUUCGUUACGUUUCGAUUUCAGUUUCAAAUUCAGUUCCCGUGCAAAUCCCGAGGCGUCUGGUCGUGUCUCCGGACGAGUCGAGUCGAGUCACGUCCUGUAACAAUUCCCCCAUUGAAUCGCGCGGAUUUCGAUUGCUGUUGCCCUACUGCUGCCCAAAAAAGUAGGCAGCGCGAAUUGUGCAAGAAUCCCCCUCCAAAGUCGACUCCGGGCCACCGCAGAGUGUGCUUCUUAGCAGUGUCUGUGCAUUGGUGUUUAAAGCUUUAACUUGGCCAAGACUGAAACUUGUGGCAGCCAUGAAGAUGAUGUCGAAGGAUAUAUAAGACUGGAAGUCUACAAUUACCAAAGAACAUCCUUCUUGACACACGGCGUAAGUCAAACGGUUGAAGCGUUUUAAUUGCCACCGGCAGAAAGGAUUUCCUGUGCUUUAGAAGUGCGUGUCCUUGUGUGCUCACGUGUGUGUUUGUGCGCGUUCGGUUGAAAGGUGUGCGACUGGCAGACGGGCAAAGGAAAGGACCUCGCACAGCCCAAAUCCCUGGCCAGACAAGCCUUUGCGGGCCUUCGGUCGACACCCAUCAAAGCGGCUUACGUGCCCUAUACCCGAUACCCCGCCCAGUGACCAAUGGGCAGUGUCUAGGACGAGCAGACGCACUACUUUCACACAUCUGGGUCUGGCGAGUCGGAAAACAACUGCAAUUUGCCAGCAAUAGAAACACAAUUAUGGCAGAUUCGAACAAAGCGUCGUCAAAGUUCAUUACCAACAAUAAUAGAGGAAAUAACAGCAACAGCAAUCCAACCAGCAACAGCGGGGCCAGCAAAAUGUAAGCUGCGAAGUGGGUGGAACUGAAAAGGCCCGCUCAGCUAGGCAGUGGGCAAAAGGGUAACAGCAUCAGCAACAGCAACAUAGAAGCUGCAACAAUCGACAAGAGCAAUCACAACAACUGCAGCAGCAACAUUAAGAAAACCAAACCAAAACGCAACAUAAAUGAAGUUAACAAUCUGUCAAAUUGCUAAAUUAUUUCUGCUGUUGACAGCCUUCUUCUUUCUCAAUUCCCAACGCGGCGCUGCCUCUUCAGUCCUCGGUCUAAACAGCGCCAGUCCCUCCACUACCACCAUCUCCUCUUUCCAAGCCAUCCCUUCUGGAAGUAACCAUAGCUCUGGGACGCGUAUCCUUGAGCCGCUUGCGCCCAAGACAGCGACAGAUUUUGCUGCAACAUCAACAGUGGUUGCGGUAACGCGGACUUCCGCAGCAACAACAGCAACACAAACACUUGGAAACCAUUCACUUUCAGCGACAUCCACAGCAACAACAACAAGGACAGCAAAAGGACCACGUAAUGCGCGUGAAACUGAACGUCAGAAACGUCAAAAGCAACAGCCCCCAACUGCAACAAAACAGGAACAGCAACAUCAUCAGCGCCAAAAGCAGCCGAGGCAGCAACAUCAUCAGCAGUUGCAACAAGAGGGACAGCUACGUCAACGGCGACAGCAACAGCCGGAGGCCUCAAAUCAACGAGUGGGCGUCUUAAUCCCCCCCUCGUUGCACAUUGAUAUGAUGCAUGUGCAACAGGGCUUUAAGAAUUUUCUCGACUACUUUCAAGUCCACUUGCCCAAUGCCAGCGUGGAUUUUCUCCAUGAUGCCGAUUUAAGUGGCUUCAUUAAAUUACUGGAGCUGCCCAAAUACACGAGCGUUGUAAAGACUUUAAAUGUGGGCACUAAUGUAGACACCCUGGACGUGGACGAGAAUCGGGACGUGAACAAGGACCCGAAUCGGUAUGCGAAAGUGGGCAUUGACCCGUCCAAGCAGCCGCAUCAGCAACAUUUGAGCCAAAAGCAGGAGCGACAACAUCAUCAUCGUCAGCAGGAUGCCGAUGCGAAACAAGAGUCGGCGGGCCAGGAUACUCCGUCGGAGGGUCAGGGGGCAGGACGGUGGCAAGAAGCCCGCAGCCUGGGUCACUGUCAUCAUCUGGCUGAGCAACUGGCCCACGAUUACAAUAAGACCGUCGUCCUGUGGCCCUGUCCGCGAAUGAAAAUCUCCAGCAAUUUCCUUCCAUCAUUCGAGGCCAUUUCCUUGGCCGUACAGAGUAUUGCCAGCAAGCUGAACUGGUCGCAGGUCGACAUCUACGUGGGUGACGACAAUUGGGGCCUAGGACUCGCCAUAGCGGCCAACUUGCAUGUGCCGUAUCGCAUCGAAAUUGGCAGCACAAUACGUGACCUGCAUGGCCAGGAUAAGCCGGGCAAAGCAAUUAUCAUAACAGCUCCUCUAAACGAUGCCAGCACUCUGCGCCUUUUAGCCACCAUCGGCCAUGAGUGGGGCAGGAGUCAGAGGAAGGAUGCGGACAGGGACACACACCCCCGGAGGCCCCACACGAAAAUCCUGUUCAUCGACAUGGUGGCCGGCUCAUUGGAUGUCGAGCAUCGGUUCUACAAAUAUUUGGCACGCAUCGUCAGUGCGGAACGGGGCAGUGCCUCCAAUGCCAAUUCAAAUUCAACCACCAGCCUGGUCAGUAGCAAUCUGUUGGUGCUGACUCUGCUAAGCGACCGACACCGACACUUUCUGAAUGCCGCCGGUCUGAUGGCAACAAUGCAGCAUUUUCGCACGCCCCAUGGAAGCUCGGAUGUGGGUGUAAUUCCCAGGGGCGGCCACACUCAGAACGACACAGAACCUUCGGCCAGUGGCCUGGACAAACUGUAUCCCUACCGCAGCCUCCUGCCGCUCUACGACUUGAUUGUCAACACUGCAACCGAUUCGGAUCAGGCGGAAGCCAUUGCCAAAUUCGAUUUCGUUGUUCUGGACAUUUUGCAGGAUGUCCAGGCGGCCAGUUUCAAGUGGCGCCCGCUGCUCAUCCUCGAGAGGGAAGAACGGCGGGGAGAGAACGACUCGCAGGAUGGAUCGAGUGGCUCGUACAUCACCCACUCCGUGCAGCCGGGCUAUGACGAGUGGCUCCUCGUCAGCAGCGUCCAGUUGUGGCAUUGUGGAGCCAUCUGCUGGACCAUAGUGGCGAUCUGCGUGGGGGUGCUAGUGAUCAUCGUGGCUGGAAGUGUGGCGGCAGGAAUUGCAAUGAGAAACUAUUUCCUGCGAAAACGUCUCUCCAAAGGACCCAACAAGAUAGUCCUUUCCGCCAGCGAUUUUGUGUUUCCGGUGGAUUCGAGAAGGGUGGACGAAGGCAUCGAAGCUAUGCUCUGUUGUUGGCUACAACAGCUGCAGGAGUUCGGUGGUCCGGAAGUGGACAAACCCGACCUGCUCAAGGGCUCCAUUGGCUCUCUGAAGAAUCUCGGAUUUGUCAUACCCGGGGCAGCAGCUCCGGGGAACUCCAGUGGAGGUGCUGCCACCACCACAGUCAACGGUAAGAGCGGAUCUUCGGCCACGGGAAGCUUGGCGAGGCACAAUCCCGCCCACCUGGAUAUGCGGGCGCGGUACAACGGCGAUCUCGUCCAGUUGAAGGAGAUCCACAUGAACGGCUCGGCAGAGCUGCGCUCCAAGGCGAUGGAUCUGCUAGUGAUGGCCCACGGGCUACGGCACGAGAACAUAAACCCACUAAUAGGCUGGCUAUCCGAUCCUAAUCGUACGGCGAUGGUUUUCGACUACUGCUCAAGAGGAUCGCUGCAGGAUGUGCUCAUCAUGGACGAGAUUAAGCUGGACUGGUCCUUCCGCCUAAGCUUGCUGACGGAUCUGGUGAGGGGGAUGCGAUACCUGCACACGUCCCCGCUGCGCGUUCACGGCGCCUUGACCUCCAGGAACUGCGUGGUGGAUGCCCGCUGGGUGCUCAAAAUCACCGACUACGGACUCAGCUCUUUCUACGAGUCCCAGGGCCUGACUCCGCAGCCCAGGAGCGCCAAGGAGUUGCUGUGGACAGCGCCGGAGCUACUGCGCAGUAUGAAGCACCACCAGCAGCAGCACCACCAUCACCACCAACACGGUAGGAUCCAGCUGGGCACUCAGCCCGGAGAUGUCUACUCCUUUGGGAUCAUUAUGCAAGAGGUGGUGGUGCGCGGCGAGCCCUACUGCAUGCUCUCUCUGGCCCCGGAGGACAUCAUCGCCAAGAUCAAGAAACCCCCGCCACUGAUUCGACCCUCCGUUUCCAAGGGAGCCGCACCUCCAGAGGCCAUCAAUAUCAUGCGGCAGUGCUGGGCCGAGCAGCCUGACAUGCGACCAGAUUUUAAUUCAGUUUAUGAGCGCUUCAAGAUGCUCAACCAUGGACGAAAGGUGAACUUCGUAGACACCAUGUUCCAAAUGCUCGAAAAGUACUCGAACAACCUGGAGGAACUCAUUCGAGAGCGAACCGAACAACUCGACAUUGAACGAAAGAAGACUGAGCAGCUGCUGAAUCGCAUGUUGCCAAGCUCUGUGGCUGAGAAACUGAAGAUGGGCUUGGCCGUCGACCCGGAGGAAUUCUCCGAUGUGACUAUAUACUUUAGCGACAUUGUUGGUUUUACAACAAUCGCCGCCCACUGCAGUCCCGUGCAGGUUGUGGAUUUGCUCAACGAUCUCUAUACGAUCUUCGAUGCCACGAUCAAUGCCUACAAUGUCUACAAGGUGGAGACCAUUGGCGAUGCUUACAUGGUGGUGAGUGGCCUGCCCGUGAAGAUACCCGAUCAUGCCGAGCAAAUAGCCACCAUGGCCUUGGACCUACUGCAUCAGAGUGGCCGCUUCAAUGUGAAGCAUCUGCCUGGAGUUCCGCUCCAGCUGAGGAUUGGCCUUCACACAGGUCCUUGCUGUGCCGGAGUGGUAGGACUCACGAUGCCCAGAUACUGUCUUUUUGGAGACACGGUCAACACAGCCUCUCGGAUGGAGUCAACGGGAUCCUCCUGGCGGAUUCACAUGUCCCAAGAGACAAGGGACCGGUUGGAAGCACGUGGAGGUUAUGCGAUAGAGCCACGGGGUCUCAUUGAUAUCAAGGGAAAGGGCAUGAUGAACACGUUCUGGCUACUGGGCAAGAAGGGAUUCGAAAAACCACUUCCAGCUCCACCUCCAAUUGGAGAGAGUCAUGGAUUGGAUGAAUCUCUCAUUCGCAACUCGAUAACCCUGAAGGCGCAGGCCAACAAGUCCCGGACGAGCACAAAUCCCUCCUCCUCGCAAAGCUCAUCCCUGGCUGGAGAGUCCGUAGAGGUCAAGGUGGAAAUAACCCCACCCACGAAUGCGGAUCUGGGAUCCGGUGCUAAUUUGCCCAACUCCUACUCGCUGGACUCCAAUUCAACGAACACCAUCAGCCCGAAUGCCACGCUCUGUCCUGAAUUCCCGGGAAGUAAAACGACGCCCAGCAGCACCAGUCCACAGUCACGGAAGCUGUCGGAACUCGCGCCGGACAAUCUCCUGAAUCCGAACAACUUCAACCGGCUGCCGAACUCGGCGGGCGGUUCCAGUUCCAGGCUGUACAAGAAGAUCGAGGAGAUGAUGGACCUCAGUUCGCCGUAUAAUCACUACAAAUGUCUCAGUCCCAGUGAGAGCAAUCUGACCCAGUUUUAUGACGGCAAAUAUCUUUACGGGAUGGCGGGGGCCGGGGCGGGCGUCACCGGAACCGGAAACGGUAACAGCAGUGGCCCGGGCAGUGGCGUCGGCUGCUCCUCAAUAGUGGGAAGCGGCAUCGGAAUUGGAGGAGUCAAUCGGUACGACAGUAAGCCCGGCUCCAGUCGCCUGCUGCGUCGCCAGUUCAGCCUGGACCGCGACGACCAGCAGGCGAAGGGAGAGCAGCAGCACCAGCACUCCCUGCAGGCGUCUAAUUACGCCUCCUUGGUGGGCGGGGCGGUCGGUGGAGGAGGUGGUGGGCUGGGAAGCGGAAGCUCUGGGGUCAAGAGCUCCAUGCUGGAUAUACCCCUCCUCCACGACACCGCCAGGAGUCCGAAGGGAACGCUGACGCGGGCCCACAAACAGAACUCGGCCUCGAUCGCCCAGGAUCUGGAGAAGAUCGAAGAGAUACCGUUGUCACCGGCCUCCUCGCAACAUCACAGCAGUCUGGACAGCAAUCUCAACCGCAGUCCCCCCUCAACCCUGGAGGCGCAGUCGCCGCCACUGCCCUCGCUACCGCCUCUGGCGCUAAGCCCGCCCCUGCUGUCUGCGCCCACGUCGCCCGCCCCCUCGCGAACCCUCAAUGGGAUGUACCCCCACAGCGGCGCCAACAGCCAAAACAGCUCCAACAGCAACACCAACAGUGGAGCCACCAACAACAAUAAUGGCUCUAAUCCUGGCCCAGAGCUGACGCUCAAUGCCGAGCAACUUCUGAGCAGAUAGGGCACAAUCUAAGGCCCCCAGAAUCGAAAUGAAAGGGCGGCCAAUCAAAGCUUUAGGUCUCAACCGAACCCAGUUUGAGUGUGCGAGUGAAUGGUACAAUGAUACGAUAUAAGAUCCAUUAAAUAUCCAUUUUAUUCAAAAAUGAAUAAGCAAAAUGAAGUAGUCUAGACAUAGCCAUAUUAAAGUUAUCGAUUUUCAUUCCCUUUAAAAACACAUAAAAAGGAAUAUCCUGCAAUAAUUUCUUACAAUAGCUCUUUUUUCGAUUAAGAUUUAUGUCGUAUCAUUCGAAUAAGGAAGUGAGUGUGUCGUGUGAGUAUGUGAAUGACGUGCCAUUGUUGUGAUGUGGAAAGCAAAGUACCUCGAUGCAUGCCAACUCGAUUCCAGCUGCAAAAGAAAGUACAAUUUAGUUGAGCAUUAGUUCAAGUUGUGGUUAGUAAAAAGAGUCACAGUCCAUUGUCCAUUGUCUCCAUAGAAUGAAUCAGCAUUAUAAGAAAUCAAAAAUCUAGUCAAGUGAAUUAUGUUACCAAAGUAGUACAAAUUAAAAACAUUUCUUCAACAAAAGAUCUAUGGCUUUUCUGUUUUUUCCAUAUUGGUAGCAUAUAACUAAAUUUGUUCACCAUAGAUUUUAAAAUAUCUUCUUAAACCACAUCUCAAAAGUAAUAAUCAAAAACCAUCAACAUUCCGAAAGGAAAUCCACUUUUAUACUGACACUCUCUUUAAUCCUCAAGGGACUACCAUACUCGUAAAGUUGAUCCAAACCUUUGGACUGUUUCUUUGUUCCACUCGCAUGGUUUUAUAAGUAAAAGUAGGAUAUGUAUACCAAUAAUAUAGGGAUAUGUGUACACGAUGUUCCUUUUGAGAAUCAAAAAAAUAAUUAAACUUGAAUUCAGUCGAAAUAUUAGCGAAUAUAGAGGACAUUCAAACAUAUUUAUCGAAUAAGAAUCGCAUACGUGAAUUUAGUUUUCUAAAGACAAUCGUUGUUACUUUUAAAUGAAACGCAGAUCUAUGUGGACUAAUGGGGAAUAACCCGAGGAAUCGAUGACGAGGAUGAUUGUUUGUCUCACUGUCUAUGAUAUAUGGUAUAUUUUGUAAUCGCUCUAAGAUAAUGGUGUUUAGUAUAGUCGGAUUGUAAACUACUUUCAUCCAGUGCAUGCGUUUCGAAAAUUAACUGAAAUCUAACCGCAUUGAGGAAAUCAAACUAAAAUAUCAGUUAAAAUACAUACAUAUAGACUCUAGUCCUUAGCUAAUUCAAGCGGAAUGUAAUUCAAAGCCAACUCAAACUAUCCCACUAAACUUUUAUAACUAACCCAAAGACUAGUCUUAAGAAAAAUCAGCAUCAUUUCCUACCUUAUACACUUAUUUUAUUUGUUUUAAAAUUCAAAUGUAUUGGCUGAUUAAAAUGUUGCGACAAUUACAAGUCAAUUAAGUAAAAGCCAGUCACUAAAAAGUGCAUUCAUAUGUUAUUCGUUUAUCUGUGAAAAUGCAUUCAUUUCGAGGUUAAUUAAGAUCACAAUUUUUUAUUCCGACUGUCAUUGUGUUGUUAAAGUUCCUUUUUCCACUUAUGUCAAACUGUAUUUUGUUUUCCGCCAGAUCCAUUUAUGGUAUACAAAUAAAUAAAUGCAUAAACUUAUUAAAACCCA
This is a messenger RNA of Drosophila ananassae, 7941 nucleotides long. RefSeq lists its product as uncharacterized. The coding region runs from base 1058 to 6301 and encodes 1747 amino acids. NCBI's taxonomy places the organism in Eukaryota, Metazoa, Arthropoda, Insecta, Diptera, Drosophilidae. The transcript is spliced from 14 exons. Gene Ontology annotation, biological process: protein phosphorylation; intracellular signal transduction; cGMP biosynthetic process. Gene Ontology annotation, molecular function: protein kinase activity; guanylate cyclase activity; peptide receptor activity. The record is from RefSeq and is a predicted model, not a curated record.